Molecule: messenger RNA, 1901 nt
Organism: Cricetulus griseus (Chinese hamster)
Lineage: Eukaryota; Metazoa; Chordata; Mammalia; Rodentia; Cricetidae
Source: RefSeq, a predicted model, not a curated record
GCCCUCCCCAAGAUGGCGACACAGCCAAGGGAGGAGUCCGGGACCGCUAGAAUGUCUAGACCUUUCCUUCCUUUCCCUUCUUUUCACACGAACAGCGAACUUCCACCAACACUUGUUCUUUUUCCUGGUUCAGAGAGUCUUGGAGCGGAGAGAAAAGGAUUGCCUGCAGGGAUUGGGGCAAAUACCCAAGGGGAGAGGCGGAACUUCCGCGUCCUGCCGGAAGUGACGAGACAGUCGCGAUCGCCGCCAGGUGGAACGGCAGGUGGGUUCAGGUGCCAGCCUGGCCCAGGCCUGGCUGUGGGACCGACUCUCUCGGUGAGCGACCGAAGAGGCUCCCAAGGGUCUGGAGACCGCAGGGCGGAUUCUGGAAUCCGAGCCCAUCGCCCUGGCCUGGGGUCGUCCCCUGUACCAAACCCAGUUCCCCAUUCCCCUCCCGAGCUGGGCAGUUAGCCAGUCGGCCCCAACUCUUGGAACCAUGUUUGCAGACUUAGACUAUGACAUCGAGGAGGAUAAAUUAGGCAUCCCCACUGUGCCUGGGAAGGUCACCCUGCAGAAGGAUGCUCAGAACCUGAUUGGGAUCAGCAUUGGAGGAGGGGCCCAGUACUGUCCCUGUCUCUAUAUUGUCCAGGUAUUUGACAACACACCUGCAGCCUUGGAUGGCACCGUGGCAGCUGGUGAUGAGAUCACCGGGGUCAAUGGCAGGUCAAUCAAAGGGAAAACCAAAGUAGAGGUGGCAAAGAUGAUCCAGGAGGUGAAGGGGGAGGUGACCAUCCAUUACAACAAGCUGCAGGCGGACCCUAAGCAGGGCAUGUCCCUGGACAUUGUGUUGAAGAAAGUCAAACACCGGCUGGUGGAGAACAUGAGUUCAGGUACAGCUGAUGCCCUGGGCCUGAGCCGUGCCAUCCUGUGCAAUGAUGGGCUGGUAAAGCGACUGGAGGAGCUGGAACGCACUGCUGAGCUGUACAAAGGGAUGACGGAACAUACCAAGAAUCUCCUACGGGCCUUUUAUGAGCUGUCGCAGACGCACCGGGCCUUUGGGGACGUGUUCUCUGUGAUUGGGGUACGGGAGCCGCAGCCAGCAGCAAGUGAGGCCUUCGUGAAGUUUGCUGAUGCACACCGCAGUAUUGAGAAGUUUGGCAUUCGGCUACUGAAAACCAUCAAACCGAUGCUGACGGACCUGAACACGUACCUCAAUAAAGCCAUCCCUGAUACGCGUCUCACCAUCAAGAAAUACCUGGAUGUGAAGUUCGAGUACCUGUCCUACUGUCUAAAGGUGAAGGAGAUGGACGACGAGGAAUACAGCUGCAUUGCCCUAGGAGAGCCCUUAUACCGAGUGAGCACAGGCAACUAUGAAUACCGCCUGAUCCUGCGCUGCCGCCAGGAGGCUCGAGCCCGCUUCUCCCAGAUGCGCAAGGAUGUGCUGGAGAAGAUGGAGCUGCUCGACCAGAAGCAUGUCCAGGACAUCGUCUUCCAGCUGCAGCGCUUCGUGUCUACCAUGUCCAAGUACUACAAUGACUGUUACGCGGUGCUUCGGGAUGCCGACGUCUUUCCCAUUGAGGUGGACCUGGCACACACCACUCUAGCCUAUGGCCCUAACCAGGGUGGCUUCACUGAUGGAGAGGAUGAGGACGAGGAUGAGGAGGAUGGGGCAGCUAGGGAAGUGUCCAAGGAUGCACGUGGGGCCACUGGGCCCAUGGACAAGGGCGGAAGCUGGUGUGACUCCUGAGUGCCCCCUCAAGUGGACCUGGGGGGCAGGGCAGCGGGAGGAGCCCCCCCGAGUCCACAUGCACACCUUGGCAGCCUAUAUUUAUUUGUUUCUGGCUUAGCCUCAAGGGCUGGAUGCUGGGCCUGUAUUGAAUAAACAGAAACCCAGACAGAAUGGAUGGGCUCCUUGCAAUGGC